AUGGUACACACCAUUCUACAACACCCACAUCGAGUUUUAUCUACCGAGUACGAGUGCACAGCUGCACAUACCCGCGCGAGAGAAACGGCCCUUGUGAUACUGGGGAGCAGCGAAAGCAUACAAGAGGCGAGCCGGGGCUACGCUGCCGCAGAAGACCUUCUCGAUGAUACUUUCGAAGACGCCUAUUCCGGAGAUUUCGCGGCCGUCAAGUUGGACGGCGCAUCAGGCGAUUUGCUGUGGACUUGGACCGACUCCUCUUUGGGGAGCGCAGCAGAUCUGUUUCUGGCAGGUGACACCGACAGCAACGACGACGUCGUCAUGGGGGGCAGAACAGAGGGGUACUGGUCAUCGUCUAACCCCGACAGCGUCGCACAUCUUGCGGCCGUGAAACUUGACGGCAGCACGGGGGAUGAGAUAUGGAGGUACCAAGAACACCCUCCGGACACGUACACGUCUUUGGGAAGUUAUUUUUACUACGGUUCCGGCAGUGUGACAGGUGUGGCUGUCGACGGCGACGAUAACUGUUUCUUGGUUGGGCAAACCUGGGGCAGCCUGGUCUUCGGCGAGGGUGACGCUGGAGAUUCUGAUUUCUUCGUCAUCAAGCUAGACGGGACGGACGGCAGCGAGAUCUGGACAGUGCAAGGCGGAGAGUCGACGAGCUAUGAUUUUUUUGUCGAUGUGAAGGUGGACUCGGCCGGAGAUCUGGUCGCUAUAGGCAUCGGCGGAGACGAAGACGCCAUCAAUGUUGUCGUGGUGAAGUUCAGCGGUAUCGAUGGAAGCAUUCUCUGGGAAUAUUCACCUGUUACAUCUUUCACUCAUGACGUUCCCGAGUCGGUCGACGUCGACACCCAGGACGAUGUGUAUCUUGCUGGCGGCUACGAUGCUCUAAAUCUAGAAGGCGACCUAGCAGAGACUCCGGUGGUGCUGAAGCUAGACGGGGCAACAGGCGAUGUCGUGUGGACCUACGAGGGCGUAGCCACGUCAAGAGCUGGGUUCUUUGGGGUAGCCGUGGACCCCACAACAGGGUGGGUUGUGGGUGCUGGCUGGACGGAAGGGACGUGGUUGACAGGUGCAGCUCAAGGCGGCUAUGACUUCGCCGCGGUGGUGCUAGAUGGAGACACUGGAGACGAAAUAGGACGCUACCAGGAUGGUACCACUGAUGACGACUAUCUUUCGUUCGUUGGGUUUGAUGCUGUUGGGGGCUUAAUCUUGGGGGGAUCCUGGACGGACACGGGCGCAGAUGAGUUCGUGGCGAUCAAGUUCGCGCCUGGGUCUGCGUCUACUCCAGCUCCUUCUUCUCUGCAGACAACGUUUUCGCCCCUGUCCUCUUCGCUUGCCCCGAUCGAAGCAACACUCGCCCCCCUGGCUGUGCCAACUCCUUCUCCCAUCGCCCUACCCUCGGGCUCGGGUGACCCAACAACGGCCCCCCUGGCCGGCAACCAGCCUCCCUCGACCACUCCGUCUCCGGUUGGUCGUGGGUCCAUAUCGACCCCAGCCCCAACAACGGCGGCGGCCGGGACAGAAUCACUUGCCCAGUGGGAGAUCGGGGCCAUCGCAGGCGGGGGAACUUUCCUCCUUCUACUCCUCGGACUCUCGGUGAUGAAAGCUUCCGCCCUGCAUGGCUGA
Molecule: messenger RNA, 1626 nt
Organism: Ectocarpus siliculosus
Lineage: Eukaryota; Phaeophyceae; Ectocarpales; Ectocarpaceae
Source: the annotation of a GenBank genome assembly